AAAUUUGGUCACGCUUGAUCAUUCCCGAUUUGUAACGGAUAUAUUCUCGAAUCACUUGGAUUCCGUUACAAAAGCAAAUGACUAUAUAUAUAUAUAUAUAUAUAUAUAUAUAUAUAUAUAUAUAUAUAUAUAUAUAUAUAUAUAUAUAUAUAUAUAUAUAUAUAUAUAUAUAUAUAUAUAUAUAGUCAUUUGGAGUCAUUCAAGAGACACUAGAAUUAUGUAGAUAACCAGACAGUUAUGCAUACACUAAUGCUAUCAAUAAUCCUUCUAUCGUAAUGUAAUGGUGUCAUUUAUUCACUCGAACCUUCGAUUCAGCGUUGAUAUAAAGUAACCUGAAGUAACAUAACGCACAUUAUGUAAAGCUUCCGUGCUAUGUGGCCAUCAUACUUUUCAUGUCAUACAGUGUUGAUUUCAUAGUUUAGUCAUUAACUUGAUAAUUCUUCCUAGUUAGCUGUUCUUGUUCCGCGCUUAUCUAUUACUAUUUUUUAAUUUGUCGUUACAUUUCUACUGUAGGUACGUUUCGUCGAGCAAUUUUACUAAUUAAUGAUGUAUACGAGUUGUGUUAACGAGCCUAUUAUCUGUCAAGCUGCUGUUGCUUGGGAACCAAGUAAACUGCUAGUGAUUGAAGAGGUUGAAGUUGCUCCUCCAUCAAGUGGGGAAGUGAGGAUCAAGAUUCAUUCUUCUGGAGUUUGUCAUACAGAUGCAUAUACUUUGAGUGGUCAUGAUCCUGAGGGAGUUUUUCCUGUCAUUCUUGGACAUGAAGGUGCAGGUGUUGUAGAAAGCGUUGGGGAAGGUGUAUCGUCUGUUGUUCCGGGAGACCACGUCAUUCCACUAUACAUUCCACAAUGUAAUCAAUGCAAAUUUUGUCUAUCUAAGAAAACGAAUUUAUGCUCAAAGAUAAGGUAAACAUUUCAGUUAAUUCAAUGCUUUGUAGGGAAACGCAAGGAAAAGGCCUCAUGCCUGAUGGAUCUGUUCGUUUCAAAUGUCGUGGUAGACAAGUGCAUCACUUCAUGGGCUGUAGCACUUUUAGUGAAUACACAGUGCUACCUGAAAUUAGCUUAGCAAAAAUUGAUAAAAAUGCCCCACUGAAUAAAGUUGGCCUUUUGGGUUGUGGCAUAAGCACGGGUUAUGGAGCUGUCUUUAAUACUGCUAGUAACAAUGUUUUUGCAACUUGGUUUAUGAUGUUAAUAUUCAGAAGUUGAGAAAGAGAGCAUAUGUGCUGUUUGGGGUCUUGGAGCCGUUGGAUUAGCAGUCAUAAUGGGAUGCAGAAUAGCUGGUGCUAGAAGAAUUAUUGGAAUAGAUAUUAAUGAAAACAAGUUUGGUUUAGCUCUGUCUUUUGGAGCUACAGAAUGCAUAAAUCCUGCGAAGCAUUCUAAGCCGAUACAACAGGUUAUUGUUGAAAUAACUGAUGGAGGUUGUGAUUAUUCUUUUGAAUGUGUCGGGAAUGUGGCUACUAUGCGUCAAGCUUUAGAAUCGUGUCACAAGGGCUGGGGUGUUUCAGUUAUAAUUGGUGUAGCGGAGGCUGGGGCAGAAAUCUCAACUCGACCAUUCCAACUUGUAACUGGUCGUACAUGGAAGGGUUGUGCUUUUGGAGGUGCCAACUCUUACAGCUUUCUUCUAACUAACCAAGGAAGUCAGUCGCAACAUAGAACCUGGUUCGUAUGCACAACCGUCCAAGGUGCCAUACCCCAUUUGUACAAAGAGAUUAUUGUUAAUGGAAAUCCAAAAGUUUUAGAGGUGGUGAUAUUAUUAAUGGUAAGUCGAAAUGGUCAAGUAUCAAAAACACAAUUCAAGAACACUUAAAUUAGUAAAAUGAAGAAAAAUUGUAUGGAAUUUGUGGGAUGACAAAGAACGGAUGCAUCUGCCCUAUGGCAAAGUGUUUCGAGCUUUGUCACUCAGUCUCUAAUCAUUAGUUACAAUAAUCACUCAGACCUCAACCAGGUAGUCUGCAUCUGUUAACUUGACAACGAUUUUGCAGUUUAAAUAAACUAUAAUUCUUAUUCAGUUGAUUAUUUAUUAUGAUGGUCAAUUCUAAAUAUAAUAAAACUAUUUGCGUUUGCAAAUAUAUAUAUAUA
Messenger RNA from Schistosoma haematobium, 2075 nucleotides. Its product is annotated as NAD/NADP dependent alcohol dehydrogenase, variant 4. NCBI's taxonomy places the organism in Eukaryota, Metazoa, Platyhelminthes, Trematoda, Strigeidida, Schistosomatidae. The transcript is spliced from 4 exons. Gene Ontology annotation, cellular component: cytosol. The record is from RefSeq and is a predicted model, not a curated record. Gene Ontology annotation, biological process: formaldehyde catabolic process. The coding region runs from base 1258 to 1803 and encodes 181 amino acids. Gene Ontology annotation, molecular function: zinc ion binding; S-(hydroxymethyl)glutathione dehydrogenase [NAD(P)+] activity.